Molecule: messenger RNA, 591 nt
Organism: Acomys russatus (golden spiny mouse)
Lineage: Eukaryota; Metazoa; Chordata; Mammalia; Rodentia; Muridae
Gene: Vmo1
Product: vitelline membrane outer layer 1 homolog
Exons: 3
Coding region: 1-591 (196 amino acids)
Source: RefSeq, a predicted model, not a curated record
AUGAGGCUGCAUGCUGGAGCCAGGCUGCUCCUGCUGCUGUGGGUGAUCCGCUGUGCAUAUGCGCAGAUGAAAAGAUAUGCAUCGAUUGUUGAGGUGACCAACGGCGGUACCUGGGGUGACUGGGCCUGGCCUGAGAUGUGUCCUGACGGGUUCUUUGCCAGCGGGUUCUCCAUCAAGGUGGAGCCCCCUCAAGGUAUUCCUGGAGACGACACGGCCCUGAACGGGAUCCGGCUGCACUGCACGCGAGGGAAUGCCCUACAAAACACCCACGUUGUCGAGUCCCAGUCUGGAAGUUGGGGCUCAUGGAGCGAGCCUCUGUGGUGUCCUGCCACUAGCUUCCUAGUGGCCUUCUCCCUUCGAGUGGAGCCAUUUAAUUUUCCCGGGGACAACACUGCGGUGAACAACGUGCGCGUCCGUUGCUCGGCCGGCGUGGAGCUGGAGGGGCCCGGGCUGAGCUGGGGAGACUAUGGAGACUGGAGCGACUCGUGUCCCAAAGGUGUGUGCGGGCUGCAGACCAAAAUCCAGAAGCCCAGAGGCCUCCGCGACGACUCUGCGCUUAAUGACGUCAGGAUGUUCUGCUGUAACAGCUGA